GAUGGACACGGACUUCUACAAGGCGUUCUCGUACCGGAAGGACGGCUCCCUUGUUGGCCGCUUAUGGUCCAACCUUCCCUCCGCGCUAUCCGAGAUUGCAGCCACACUGCAGAUGCGACAGGAGGGCAGGAAGCAGUGGAUCACCGAGGGCAUAGCAUACCGCUCCCGGCUGAAGACCGCCCGCAGGGCGCGUGUUCGUGAGCUGGAGAAGAACAAGGUGCAAAUUCCCAGCAAAGAGGAAGGCUGCCUCUGCCGAGAGAAGUGGUCCGGCUUCGGGUGGCUCAGCGUCUUCCCACGCGCGGUGCAAUACGAAG
Messenger RNA from Symbiodinium pilosum, 314 nucleotides. The record is from the annotation of a GenBank genome assembly. Lineage: Eukaryota; Dinophyceae; Suessiales; Symbiodiniaceae.